AUGAUGAUUGAGAGGCAGCUAGGGACUUUGCCUAGUAAUACGGAGUCCAACUUGAGAGAGCACAUGAAGGCUAUCACUUUACGAUCAAGAAGAUUUGGUAGGAAAGAUAGAGACAGCAAUGUGAUGGAGCCAGAGAAGAUAGAGGGCAGGAAGAAGAGUCCUCUGAAGGAAUACCAGCCUCCGAUCCCAUAUCCUGCCAGGUUCAAGCAGGAGAAAGUUGAUCAGCAGUUUGUUAAGUUUCUUAACUUGUUUAAACAACUGCAAAUUAACUUACCUUUUGUUGAAGCUAUUUCGCAGAUGUCUGGGUAUGCGAAGUUCUUAAAGGAAAUCCUUAGCAAUAAUAGAAAGUUAGAGGACUUGGCGAUCGUGACCUUAAAUGAGGAGUGUUCGGCUAUACUUCAAAAUAAAUUGCUAGAGAAGAAGCGUGAUCCAAGGAGUUUUACUAUCUCUUGUGUGAUUGGUGAUUUGAUAAUUAGCAAUGCUUUAGCUGACUUAUGA
Molecule: messenger RNA, 498 nt
Organism: Ricinus communis (castor bean)
Lineage: Eukaryota; Viridiplantae; Streptophyta; Magnoliopsida; Malpighiales; Euphorbiaceae
Exons: 2
Coding region: 1-498 (165 amino acids)
Source: RefSeq, a predicted model, not a curated record